UCCGCAGAUAACAAAUAAAAAUGGCUACCAGCACAGUGCCCUCCUCAAAAACAACUACUCACGUCACCUUCGUAUGUCAGAAGUGCACCAGACCCAUCAAACUAAACCGUUCGCUCCAAGCCAAAGACCUUGUGGGUGUAGCCAACACCUCAGAGGAAAGGCUAAGCCUGGAAUGGUCGGGACAAGCUAAAGAAACAAACAAAGCUGAUCAAGAAGAUGGUACCGAUGGAGAAGCGUCUGAUCAACCAGUGCCCAUACCCAGGAGCUCACCUCAAGUCGUCAGGAGGCAAUUCCCUCGUAGGAGCAGCGAAACUGUGUCAGUCAUCUAUGAUAGUUUGCAGCCAAACCAUCCAGAAAAGAAAAGUACUCUGAAACAAAUCCAAAUCGCUUCGGAAACGUUUAAAAUGCUCUCGUCCCAUAUGGAGAUUGACCACCCCCUCUGUUGUGACUGUCCUGAAGCCGUUCUAGAAUCGUUUGAAGAAAAGAUCUACAGUAUGGAGGAAGCGAAGGGCCACUACGAUCGAUUGGCUACACGAUUAGAGCAAGAAGUGGACACGUACAAGUCAGAAAUGUCUGAGCUCGAUUCUGAAUUAGAGGCAAUGCAUAAAGAAGAGGAGUUAUUGAAAUCAAAGCUGCUGGAGACUGAGAACAGACGCGAGAAGAUAUCUAGUGAAAUGGCCGUGCAAAGAGAUAGAGAAGUGAAACUGAAGGUAGAGGAGCAAGCGUAUUGGAAGAACUUUAAUGAGCACCAACAGCGAAUGCUAAUAUUCAAGGAUGACCUCAUCAGUGUCCAGUACCAGCUGCAGUACACUACAGAGCAACUGCUUAGACUCAAGAAAACAAACGUUCUCAACUGUGUAUUCCAUAUAUGGCAUAACGGACAUUUUGGUACUAUCAACGGCCUGAGGCUAGGAAGAUUGCAGACGGUGCCUGUCGAGUGGUCAGAGAUCAAUGCAGCGUGGGGGCAAACAGCCUUCCUGCUCAGUACACUAGCUCGAUUAUCUGGAGUCACUUUUCAACGCUACAAACUUGUGCCCUAUGGAAAUCAAUCAUUUCUGGAAGAGAGUGAGAACAAGAAGCGGAUACUUCCAUUGCAUAGUAGUGCUGGCCUGAGAUUAUUUACUGAUUCCAAGUUUGAUUCGGCUAUGGUCGCAUUUCUAGACUGUCUGGGCCAACUCAAAAGACACAUUGAAACGAACAGUAAACCUCAUUUUAUGUUGCCUUACAUAAUCGAAAAAGACAAAAUUGGAGACCCUGGAAAAGAAGGAUUUUCAGUCAAGACACAGUUCAAUUCUCCCGAAAAGUGGACGAAAGCUCUCAAAUUUGUGCUGACUAAUUUGCGAUGGGCUCUCACCUGGGUGGCUGCAAACAGUGUAUCUAUGCCUACUACUAUUGACUCUAAUUAGUGUGUGUGUGUGUGCUGUGUGUAUUGUAUAUUGUUUGUACUGUACUGUCACAUGUUUUGCAUUCAGAAUGUAUGAUACAACAAAAAAAUGCUUACAUAAAAUUCGUUUAAUUGGA
Messenger RNA from Halichondria panicea, 1521 nucleotides. RefSeq names its product beclin-1-like protein. The transcript has a single exon. NCBI's taxonomy places the organism in Eukaryota, Metazoa, Porifera, Demospongiae, Suberitida, Halichondriidae. Bases 21 to 1406 code for a protein of 461 amino acids. Gene Ontology annotation, cellular component: phosphatidylinositol 3-kinase complex, class III, type II; phagophore assembly site; phosphatidylinositol 3-kinase complex, class III, type I. Gene Ontology annotation, biological process: late endosome to vacuole transport; cellular response to nitrogen starvation; autophagy. The record is from RefSeq and is a predicted model, not a curated record.